Linum trigynum is the source of this 1590-nucleotide messenger RNA. Lineage: Eukaryota; Viridiplantae; Streptophyta; Magnoliopsida; Malpighiales; Linaceae. The record is from the annotation of a GenBank genome assembly.
AUGUGUUAUGGGCGGUUCAUAAGUGGGUUCGUGUGGGCUAUGGCACUGUUCACAACUGCGGAAUGGAAGGGUUGUUAUGGCUGUUGGGAACAAGAAAGAAUCAGUCUCCUCCAUCUCAAGUACUCGCUCAAUAAUCCGCCUUAUAUGAGCAGUUGGAGCGGAGAGCGAACAAACAGCUCCGACGACGAGUGUUGCUACUGGGAUGGAGUUAGUUGCAAUCCCGCCACAGGGAAAGUGGCCGAGCUCGAUCUUGGUUACCAAGACGAGUCUGAUUUCAACUCACCAGCAAAACCGGAUCUCAAUGCUUCUCUGUUUCUGCCUUUCCAAGACUUGACUCUGCUUUCUCUACGAGGCUAUCAUAUCCAAGGAUGGCCCAGUUUUGGGUCUCUGGAAAUUUUGGCGAUAUGGAGCUCGACCAUGGACGACAACUUCCUUGAUGCGGUUGGCAUCACGAUGAUGGGUCUUGCUAGCUUGGAGAUUUGGAAUUCGCCUCUUGGAUCGGGUACUUUCCCGCAAGUAUGUAACUUAACUCGUCUUCAAAACUUGUAUCUCCUGGAGAUGAAUCUGACGGGUGAACUGCCGCAGUGUCUAUCAAAUAUGACUUCGCUACGAGUUAUUGACGUCGCUGGCAAUGAACUAUCGGGAGAUAUAGCUGAAUCCCCGCUGACGGCUAUCUCAUCUCUGGAACAGAUUAUGAUUCCCAAAAACCGGUUCCGAAUACCGCUCUCCUUGGCCCCAUUUUUCAACCAUUCUCGUCUCAAAACGUUUUUCGGGGCCGGAAACAAGGAGCUCUAUGGAGACAAGAAUGACCAUUAUGAGACGAACCAACGAGAUACUCCUCCGCUAUUCCUUUUGAACUACCUGACUUUGUCUUCGGGGAGCGAUGAUCAUCAUGAUGGCUACUUCGGUUCAUUCCCAAAGUUUCUCUACUAUCAAACCAACUUGCAGGGAGUUUAUUUGUCGAGAAAUAAAUUGGGAGGAAGCUUAUCUGGAGGAUCAGAUAAUCAUGGGAUUUCCAGUGUCAAGAAAGAAUACACGAACUAUGACUUGCAGGUGUUGGAUCUCGGCCACAAUCGGUUCACGGGGCCCAUUCCACCAACAUUUUCAGGCCUAAUAUCGAUUGAGACUUUGGAUAUUUCUCAUAAUAAUUUGAGUGGGGUGAUUCCUACCCAACUCAUGGAGUUGAAUUAUCUAUCCUCUUUUAGUGUGGCUUACAACAAUUUAUCUGGGAAAUGUCCUAAGAGGGUUGGACAGCUCAGUACAUUCGAUGAAGAUAGCUACAGGGGGAAUCCUCAUCUCAUGAACUGCACUUUACUACAGUCGACACCAAAACCGUAUGUAACGCAGACGCCCACUGAUGACAAUGAUGGCGAAUAUGGUGGCUACAUUGACAUGGAGAGCUUCUACACAAGCAGUGGAGUGUCUUUUGUCUUGGUGUUGCUGACAAUUGCGAGUGUUCUCUAUAUUAAUCCAUACUGGCGACAAGUGUGGUUUUAUUAUGUUAGAGUCACCAUAACUACUUGUUAUUAUUUUGUGGUGGAUCAUCUUCCAGUAUCGACCAGGUACAAGGUGUGGGAACCUCAUGUAUAG